Molecule: messenger RNA, 669 nt
Organism: Pseudonaja textilis
Lineage: Eukaryota; Metazoa; Chordata; Lepidosauria; Squamata; Elapidae
Product: claudin-22-like
Cellular component (GO): membrane; bicellular tight junction
Molecular function (GO): structural molecule activity
Source: RefSeq, a predicted model, not a curated record
AUGGCUUUAGUGAACCGAACCAUAAUGCAGUUAGCAGGGAUUUUAUUUUGCCUGUUAGGAUGGGUCUUAUCCUGCCUCACUACUUAUUUACCUCAGUGGAAAAAUCUCAAUUUAGAAUUGAAUGAAUUGGAGAUCUGGACAAUGGGACUCUGGCAAGCUUGUGUGGUCCAUGAAGAAGGGGGAAUGCAGUGCAAAGAAUUUGAUUCUUUUUUAGCUUUACCCCCAGAGCUCCAAAUUUCUAGGAUUCUAAUGUUCAUAUCCAAUGGAUUAGGACUUUCUGGUCUCUUACUCUCAAGUGUUGGAUUGGAUUGUUUAAAGAUUGGAGAACAACAACAGGAUCUAAAGAAGCGGUUAUUGUUGCUGGGAGGAAUAUUCUGCUGGAUUUCAGGAGCUGCAACCUUAGUCCCAGUGUCUUGGGUUGCUCAUACCACUGUGCAGGAAUUUUGGGAUGAAACUAUUCCAGACAUCGUUCCAAGGUGGGAUUUUGGGGAAGCACUUUUUAUAGGCUGGUUUGCUGGAUUCUGUCUCAUUUUUGGAGGCUCAUUGCUAAAUUGCAGCAUCUGUUCGGUUGAUACUCAAUCGUCCUCGGUCCAUUAUGCAGUGGCAGGUGUGCUAGAUGCUUGUCAACACUUGGAAAGUGACAACAGACCCCAAAGUCUAAGAGUCUGA